GAUAUUUGCAGCCGGCUGCACCAAUAUUGUAGUCCUAAUGAUAUAAAAGCUGCGCUGGCUGCAGAAGAGAGCAUCAGUUUAACUCUGAACUAAUUCAGUGAUCACUAAAUCUCAAGCUAAAACCAAACUUUAACCAAAACCAAUCAAAAUGUUCAAAUUGUUCGUUCUUGCCUGCAUCUUCGCCGUUGCCGUCGCUGCUCCCGGUGGUGUUGUUGUAGCUCCAGUAGCACAUGUCGCCCAUGUUGCUCCUGUUGCACAUGUUGCUGCACCAGUAGCUAUCAGCCAUUCAUCAACCCAUGUUGUCCACAACCCACCAGUUGUUAAAACCGUUGUUGCUGCCCCAGUAGUCGCUCACCAUGCAGCUGUGGUCGCUCCUGUUGUCCCAGCUCAUCCAGUACUUCUUCAUCAUUAAAUCUUGAUGGUUAGGCGUUUGUAGUUGUAAAAUUUGAAUUAUGCUUUUUUGGAGAUAUUUUGUAAAACAGUUUUUAUUUACUAAAGAUUGAAGCAGUAUUUUGAAA
Hermetia illucens (black soldier fly) is the source of this 518-nucleotide messenger RNA. RefSeq lists its product as uncharacterized. The transcript is spliced from 3 exons. The coding region runs from base 149 to 412 and encodes 87 amino acids. The record is from RefSeq and is a predicted model, not a curated record. Lineage: Eukaryota; Metazoa; Arthropoda; Insecta; Diptera; Stratiomyidae.